Messenger RNA from Polychytrium aggregatum, 2013 nucleotides. RefSeq lists its product as uncharacterized. Lineage: Eukaryota; Fungi; Chytridiomycota; Chytridiomycetes; Polychytriales. The coding region runs from base 160 to 1944 and encodes 594 amino acids. The transcript has 3 exons. The record is from RefSeq and is a predicted model, not a curated record. Gene Ontology annotation, molecular function: GTP binding.
GGCUGAAACAGUUGGUCACGCUGCGGACUGAUACCGCGUGUCGAACAAUUUAAAACCCUGCUCCUGGCCGCCCUGGCCUUGGACCGAAUCCAUUGCGAAAACAGUUCCACUCGACUGCCAUUUCCGUCACCUCAUUCGCAAGCAGCAGCGAGUACAUCUAUGCUCUCCCUUUCAGCCCAAGUUGAUGUCCUGACCGCACCAGCUACACCAGCUACGCCCCAAAACUGCACCAACAUUCUGGUUCUGGGCGAGACCGGCGUUGGCAAGUCGACCCUUAUCAACUCGCUUGCCAAUUACCUGACCUUUGGGAGCCUCGACGCCGCCCUUGCCUCUCGCAAUCCCAUCACCUUGGUCCAUUCCCGCUUUUCGACCGUCGAUCUUGACACCUUUGAAGAAACUGUUAUCGAAGCCAAGCCCCGGCACCUGAAAGACGCCGGCCCAGAUGUCUAUGCCAACGAGCAGUUUGUCGAUGGCCAGUCCACAACGCAGUGCUGCCAGUCGUACAUCUUCAACUUCCAAGACGACGACGGGCUCCCGGCCAAGAUCCGAGUGAUCGACACCCCCGGGAUGGGCGAUACAAGAGGCAUUGCCCAGGACAAGAAGAACAUGGCCAACAUCAUCAAGUACGCCACCAGCAUCGGCGUGAUCCACGCGAUCGUCCUGGUCUUUCCGGUCAACGAGAGCAGGCUGACGGUCUGGCUCCGGUUCUGCAUCCUCGAGCUCCUGCAGUGCUUUGACCGGGAGGCGGUCGAGAGGGCCAUCUUCCUCUUCACCAAGGCCCGGUCGACGUUCUUCCAGGCGGGGGAGACCAAAACGCUGCUGAAGCGGCUGUUUGAGCAGAUCAAACAGCAGUCCGGUGUCGAUAUCCCACUGCGCGGCGACAACACCUUCCUGGUCGACAACGAGGCCUAUCGUUUCCUGUUGACGGAGCAGGCCCGUGCCCGCACUGGCGAGGCGGAAGGGGCCUCCCAGGAGCCAUCGGAUGACGCAGACGUGUCCCAGGAUGCAUGGGAAAAGUCAACGGCCCAGGAAGCAUGGGAAAAGUCGUCCAAAGCCAUCCGAAGACUUGUGAAGCUCGCCUGCUCCAACGAGCCACACGAUCUCCGACUGGUAUACAAGCUCCAGAGGCUGCGGAUUCACAUCGAGAAGCUGGCUCCACAACUCCGCGAGCUGCAUGCCGAAAAGUUUGACCUGCAGAAGCGGAUUGACGAAUACGAACGUGCCGCCAGCAAGGAGCAAUCGGGUGACUGCCAAAAGAAUCGCAGCUUCCUCCAGUACUUUCUCAGCUAUUAUCCCGAAGGAGUCAUGGUCUGUUCCCACCCAGACUGCUCCAAGAGGGCCAAGAUCGAUGGAUGCUACUAUCUAGUCAGGAUGCCUAGCCAGCCGCACCCCACUGCCGGCUUCCAAUGGGCUCGCAACAACGGAGCCUAUCCCGAAUGCGGACACUCAUCCUUCUUUUGGGAGGAGGUCUGCUUUACUUUGGACUGCAAGAGCGCAACGACCGAGAUCCUGACCCUGGAUAUCGGAGGGACCAAGCACGUCGCACUGCCAAAGAAACAGGAGAAAACCCGCCUUACAAAGCAGAUGGGCGAGCUCGAAGAGCGCGAGAAACAAGUUAUGGAGCAGAUGGCCGCAUGCAGCUACUACAUUCAGAAGCACUCGGUGGUCAUCCGAAACGAAACGUUCUUGGACGGCACGGACUUUGAAGAGAUCACACAGCAGGCAUAUGAUGAUCGGGGCGUUGUUGUGACCAAGAUGCAGAUGCUGCAGGCCCUCAAGGACCAAUACGCAGCGGUGAAGCUGGCGCUGGAGUCAAGCCAAGGCAAGGGCGAUGCCGUGGAAAGUCUGGACGACCUGCUUGCCCGCAUUGGGCCGGACGAUGAAGGACCAGCAAGCGAGCCUGACGUUGUUGUCCACGACCUGGAGUGGGAACCGAGCCAAUAGUGCCGACGGGCCACCAGCGACGUCGAGCCUCAUAUCGAUUAGCGACGUAAUAUACUUGGGUGACUGAGA